AUGGCUAGUCUUCACCUGCCCCCAUCUGCGGGGACCGCUUCAUCCGACUCGACCUCCUCGAACUCCCGAUACACGCCGGUCUCGAACUCCGAUGAAGAUACCCCGAUGUCAAGGCUGGGGAAGUCACCUGCUGGACAGCUGAAGCUGCAGACCGAUUUUGGUGAUUCUGUGGGGGUGGGCGGGCCUGUUGAGGAAGGGGAUGAGGAGCAUGGCUAUGAGUCGGGCGAGGAGCUCGAACCGAAGACUCGGACAGCCGCGGCGCCGAAAUAUACACUGGAAGAGGAGAGGGAGGUUGUUAGGAGCUUCGAUAGGAGAUUAGUGCCGUUUCUGGCGCUUCUCUACCUCCUGUCCUUCCUGGACCGGUCGAAUAUUGGAAACGCCAGGAUUGCUGGAAUGGAGGAAGAUCUCCAGUUAUCGUCUUCGCAAUACGAAUGGCUGCUCACCGCAUUCUACAUCACAUACAUCCUCUUUGAGUGGAUGACACUUAUGUACCGACUCGUUCCACCACACAUCUACAUCUCCCUCUGCGUGUUCGGCUGGGGCUUGGUAGCUUCGUUCCAAUGUCUAGCUACCUCGUUCGAGGGUCUCGUCAUUCUACGCGCUUUGCUCGGAAUCACAGAAGCGGCCUUCGGACCAGGCGUUCCUUUUUACCUGUCCCUUUUCUAUAGGCGUCAGGAGCUAGCCUUCCGGAACGGACUGUUCAUUUCCGCAGCGCCGCUGGCAACAUCUUUUGCGAGCAGCCUUGCAUGGCUGAUUGUCAAGUGCAGCAACAAUGGCCCGAUCUCUCCAUGGCGCAUCCUCUUCCUGGUGGAGGGGUUCCCGAGUGUCAUCGUGGCCGUGUUCGCCUGGGUGGUUAUCCCGGACUCCCCUGGCCGUGCCAGAUUCCUUUCCCGUCGACAGAGGGUCGUGGCUAGGGUGCGGCUCGGGGAGAGCAAGUUGGAUUACCAAAACUCACCAGAAAAGCCGUUCAAUUGGCGAGAAAUCGUCAAGACGGCUUCCGAUCCCAAGGCAUAUAUGGCUGCUUUCAUGUUUUUCAGCUGCAACGUCGCAUUCAGCUCCAUGCCAGUAUUCCUCCCCACCAUCAUCAAAGACAUGGGCUACUCAACCCUCUACUCCCAAGCCCUCUCCGCCCCACCGUACCUAUUCGCCUUCAUCGUAGUCCUUGCCACAUCCUACGCCUCCGACCGCACACGCACCCGAAGCCCCUACCUCAUAACACACGCCUUAAUCUCCUCCCUCGCCUAUUUUAUGAUCGCAGCUACAGGCUACUUCCACACACACCUAAGCCCGGGAAGUCACACCUUCAUCCGGUACAUCUGCGUCUACCCAGCCACAGCAGGCUUCUUCUCCGCCAUCACGCUGAUUAUUACCUGGUCGAUGGAUAACCGAGUCGAGAAAGAGGGAAAGGGCGCUAGUAUUGCGAUUCUGAAUAUUAUAGGACAGUGUGGGCCGUUGCUUGGGACUAGGCUUUACCCGAAGUCCGAUGGGCCUUGGUAUAUUAGGGGUAUGGCGGUUUGUUCCUUUUUCAUGGUUGUCGUUGCUGUUUUGGCCCUUGCUUUGAGGGUGCUUUUGCAGAGGGCGAACCGUGCGAGGGACCUAUCUGCUGUGAAUAGGACAGGACCGGGCGAGGAGAGGGAUGAGCUUAUGGGCGGUGGGAGGAGGGAUGAUUUGGAGGAUCAUACUGGUGACCAGAGGCUUGUUUAUAUCAUUUGA
Penicillium cinerascens is the source of this 1713-nucleotide messenger RNA. RefSeq lists its product as uncharacterized. Gene Ontology annotation, biological process: transmembrane transport. Gene Ontology annotation, molecular function: transmembrane transporter activity. The record is from RefSeq and is a predicted model, not a curated record. The transcript is spliced from 4 exons. Lineage: Eukaryota; Fungi; Ascomycota; Eurotiomycetes; Eurotiales; Aspergillaceae. The coding region runs from base 1 to 1713 and encodes 570 amino acids. Gene Ontology annotation, cellular component: membrane.